UUUGGUAUGUGGAGUUGGAGGAUCUUAGUACAGAUCAGUUUUUUACAUAUGCUCUCAGAAUAAUAUCUCAAGAAAAAGGGACAUAUCUGGGUAUUUCUGGGGAAUAAUCGCUACUCACAGCUACAAAGGACAGGACAAUAACAGGAAGACAAAUAAGCUGAGAGUUGUGGAGGCAGAGGAGGGGGUUUGUGCGCAGUGGAAUGUCUCCAAAGCAGUUAAAUGUGCUUGUAUUUAUCCCCGCCCUCCAUCUUUUCUCUGUUUCAUGUUUGUUGGCUCCAUCAGUAUGGCUCCCCUCCAGUUUCCAGGCCAGGUUUUAGCUGAUUACCAAAAUGGGGGUCUUAGAAAAUCAACACCACAGAACAGGAAAAAAAAUAUAUAGGGAAGAAAAUAUUUGACUCAGAUAUCCUGCUAGGAGAGAGGCAGGGAGAAGCACUCUGAACAACUUUUAUUUUGCAUGCAAAUCUUUUCUUCUUAUUUUUUACACUAAAGAAACAGGAAAUCUUACUAAUGGCUGUAAAUGUGGUUGGAUUUAUUGCAAAUUGUGAAGCCCUCAGGGGGAAACUGUGUCUGUGACUGUGGAGAAGAGACGCCCUGUCUGUAUCCAGAUGUUUCAUGUUUCCCCUGCGCGCUCUUUGGAGAAGUCUGAACUCUGCAGAGGAGCAGUGACAUACUGAGGCUAUCGCCCUUGUCAUCAGAACAACUUAAACCUAUACGAUGAUCUCUCUAUAAAUAGUCUGGACUUUGUUUCUCCUGGAGAAUGGAGAACAGCAAACUGAGGACUCUGCUGCUGCUCAAGUUACAUCUUCUGGGGAUCUUUGUGAUGUCUUUGCACAGUCACUCUGGUCCAAACCCUGAGAACGUAAUUGACCUUCUAGUGGCUCUGAACGUAUCGCAGCAGCGAAGUGGUGUGUCCAGACUGCAGGCUUCCAACAGCACGGUGUAUAAAAUCCGACCCAGAACAGCUCACCUCAUCCUCCCUCCUAAAUACUCGCAGUUCCUGCACUCCAACUUUCAAGGCAGCAUUGGAGUGCAUUUGGUGGCGCGUCAGGCGCUGAAAUCCAGUGCCACGAUAAUUUCUCUCUCCUCUGCAUCCUCACUCAUCCUCCAGAUCAUCUCAUCCACCUUUAAUGACACGCUGAGAGUAGACUACUCACUUGGAGGAAGAGCUGUUGCCAGUGUUUACUUUCCUGGGAGUAAUCCUUUCUCCGGGGGGGAAUGGGUACAGAUGGCUGUGAACCUAGAACCUGACAGGCUGGUGUUUUUUGUAUCGUGUCUAGAAGCUGUCGUUUUACCAGUGAAACGUGAAAACAGGAGCAACUUGGAAGUUCCUCAAGAUGUUAUCAUUGCUCUUGCCAGCACUCCAGGACAAAAGGACAGUAAAUUCAAUGGUUACCUGAAGACAGCAGAAAUAUCACUGAAGGCAUACCCUAGGCGUCCGUGGAGUUGUGACAACAUUACAGAUGAUUUGCCUCUGUCUCAUCAUAACGACAUGCACAGACCAAACUCUCCAAAUGACACCAAUAAAAUACUUCACCUUGAUGCUUCACCCAAUAAACAUCAAACAAACCACCAGCUUCAAGAUCCCAGGGACCUCCAGAGUGAUCAGCAGCAGAGAGGGGCAGCGCUGGAGCCUCCUGGAUCUCCUGAAGGGGUGAAAUCUGUUCAUCCGACAAGGCUGGACAAGCUGGAGAGGAGGCUGGAGGAGAUGAUUCAUAUGCUGGACAUGGUCAAAGCUCAGAAUGUAGAUCUACAGUCUCGUGUAAAAUACCUGGAGGGGUGUGAGUGUGUGAGGCAGGGGUGUGUUUGGGAUGGACGUGAAGUGGAGGACGGCCGCCACUGGAAAGCUGACCUCAACACUGUGUGUUCAUGCACAUCUGGAAAGGUCACAUGCAAAGUCGGCGGGUGUGAUUUGGGUGAUCGAGUUCACAAUGUGUCCUACGACCCUCCAGAUGUCUGCCAGGAAUGCAUAAAUAAACACGGAACCAUAACUGGACACUGCCUCCAGCAAUGCAGAGGUUGCAUCCAUUCUGGUGGCAGAUAUGAUCAUGGAUCCAGAUGGAGGUCAUCCGAGAAUCCCUGUGAUGUCUGCUCCUGUUUAGAUGGUCAGGUUCUCUGUGAGAAGGAGCAGUGCAUCACUUCCUGUAAAGACCCUGCCUCUCCACCACCUGAGGGCUGUUGUCCAGUCUGUCAAGGCUGUGGUGUGAACGGACACGACAUUGCUAACGGAGCUGUAAUCUCAACAGAAGACCGCUGUCAGAAGUGUACAUGUGUGAAUGGAAAUAUGAUGUGUUCACCUAUUCAGUGUCCUUCUUUGCCUUGUCACAAUCCUGUGCAUCUUGCUGGGGAGUGUUGCCCACGAUGUGAGCAGUGUAGAUAUGAGUCAGAAGUGUACCCGAGUGGUCAGACGUUCCUCUCCAGGAGCGACCCCUGUCUCCACUGCCGUUGUUCUAACGGUGAAGUGUCUUGUGAGCGACUGGACACUUCCUGUCCCACUCUACACUGUAGUCAUCCAGCAAAGCACCAUGGGGAGUGCUGUCCCACAUGCAGAGAAUGUGAGUUUGACAGAAGGGUGUACGCUGAUGGCAAAGUGUUUGUCCCUGCUGGGAGUGGACCCUGCCAGCGGUGCAGGUGUAAGGCUGGAAAUGUAACUUGCCACAAGGAGAAAUGUCCUCCUGUUCAGUGCUCCAACCCCAUUAAUCACCCACAUUUAUGUUGUCCAAUCUGCACCGGAUGCAUAUCAGAGGGGGUGGAAUAUGAAGAAGGCUCCAGCUGGCAACCUGAUGGUCCCUGUUCCAGCUGCACCUGUGUGAACGGGGAGAUCUUGUGCACCCAGGUGCAGUGCCCAUCCCCCAACUGUCUGCACCCAAGCAGAGUAACAGGAUCCUGUUGUGAAGAAUGUGACAGCUGCACUUACAACCACCGUAUCUAUAGCAAUGGUCAGAGGUUCACUACUCCAGACCAGCCCUGCCACAUCUGCACUUGCCUGCUUGGCUCUGUUCAGUGUGAAAGACGAACGUGUCCUCCUCUCACCUGCACCAACUCCUCCACCCCACCUGGAGAAUGCUGCCCUAAAUGUCCAGAUUGCUCCUUUGAAAACCACAUAUAUGUGAAUGGAGAGACUUUUCCCAGUCCUGUGAGUGUGUGUGAGGAGUGUAAAUGUGUCAGUGGAAGGAUUGACUGCUACCAAGCACGAUGUCCUCAUCCUCAUUGUAACGCCCCUCUGCCUGGAACAUGCUGCCAGAACAACUGCAAUGGCUGCAGCUACGCUGGGAAGGAGUAUCCUAACGGGCAGGUCUUUCCUCACCCAAAUGACCCAUGCAGAACAUGUAGCUGCAUUAAUGGGAAUGUCCAGUGUCUAAUGAGGAGGUGUCCACCGCUGUCAUGCUCCAUCCCAAAUGUGCUCCCAGGAGACUGCUGUCCUCGAUGUCCAGAUCCUCCUUCAGACUGCAUGUAUGAGCAGAGGCCUUACAGACACAAGGAGCGUUUCUACCACCCUGCUGACGGCUGCCAAACGUGCACGUGCAACAACGGGUCAGUUCACUGUCAGCACAAGCCCUGCUCCUUUGCUCCGUGCUCUCACCCCAUCGCACAUGAGUGCUGCUGGUCCUGUGAAGGUUGUUGGCAUGAAGGCAGAGUGCGAGCUAAUGGGGAGAUGUGGGAGGAUUCUUCAGACCCGUGUGCUGUGUGUGUUUGUCGUGAGGGCUCAGUUCAGUGUGAGAAGAAACGCUGCCCUUCCUCCAACUGUAACCACCCAGUGCAGCGACAAUGCUGCACGUCCUGUGAUGGCUGCAUGUUUCAUGGUAAAGAAUACCCCGAUGGCACAGAGUUUAGCGAUGAUAAAGACUCCUGUAGUGUGUGUUACUGUUAUGGAGGUGAUGUUGUCUGCACCAAGUUGCCGUGUAAUUCAGACUGUAAUCACCCAUACCACCCCCCUGGACAGUGCUGUGGAGAAUGUAAACGCUGCUCCUAUAACGGCGUGGUCCUCGUGAGUGGACAGUCCAUCCCAGACCCAGGAAACCCCUGCUCUGACUGUAUAUGUCAGAGCGGCUCAGUUCGUUGUGCAAGGAAGAUGUGUCCAGAAGCUCCCUGUCCUCAUCCUGUCACCGACCCAUGUGGCUGUCCUGCCUGCAAUGGUUGUAAUUUCCAGGGUGUGACUUAUGCUGAUGGACAGAUGAUCCAAGGAGGAGGUUGUCAGGAUUGCACGUGUUCAAGAGGUGAGGUGGUGUGUGCACAGAGGAGAUGUCCAGCUGUGUCAUGCCUCAACCCAGCUCUGGAUGGCUGUGCAUGUGGGGUGUGUGAUGGGUGUCGCUUCAAUGGAAGAGACUAUUUCAAUGGAGAGCGAUUUCAACAUCCUGAGGACCACUGUCAGCUCUGCUCUUGUCUGAAUGGUGGUGUGGUGUGUGUGCCUGCAUCUUGUCCACGUCUCUCCUGUCAGCACCCAGAGAUUCCUGCAGGAGAGUGCUGCUCUGUCUGUACAGGAAAAUGCUUUCAUCAGGGUGAGGAGCAUCAGUCCGGCUCCACUUUCACAUUGCUCUCUGAUCCCUGCUCUACCUGCUCUUGUCUGAACGAGGUGGUGACCUGUCAGAGGAGACCUUGUCCUGCUCAGUGUUCACAUCCCGCCCCUUCAGACUCCUGCUGCCCCGCUUGUGACUCCUGCCUCUAUGAGGGCGUCGUCCGCUCUCAGAGUCGCACCUUCACAUCUUUACACAAUCCCUGCCAGAGCUGCACGUGUGUCAGAGGCAGCGUUUCCUGUGUGCCCCUCAUCUGCCCGCCAGCGCCCUGCUCUCGGCCCGUUGUCAAGCCAGGACAGUGCUGUCCAGAGUGUAAAGUGUGUUUGCUGGAUGGACAGGAAUUUAAUGACGGGCAGAUUUGGAUCCUGAGUUCAAACCGCUGCUCCACCUGCACCUGCCAGAAAGGUGAGGUGCGGUGUUCCCCACCUGAGUGUCCCAAGCUGCCCUGUUUGCAUCAGGUGACCGAUCCUGGAUCCUGCUGUCCUCGCUGUAGAGGGUGCGUGUACAGAGGAGUGGCGCACCAUGAGGGGAGCAGCUGGUUUGCUGACUCCACCCCCUGUAUGACAUGCAUGUGCGUGGAUGGAGUCACCACCUGCUCUGAUGUGCACUGUUUGUCUCCAUGUGUCAACUUUAUCAGCGUUCCCGGAGAGUGCUGUCCUGUGUGCGCUGAUUGUGUAUUUGAGGGUAAAGUGUACGGUCCAGGGGACAGCUUCCAUCCUGCUGACGACCCCUGUCAGAUCUGCACAUGUGAGGUGAUGCCAGAUGGAGAGCAACAUCUGAAAUGCUACAGGAAACAGUGUCCCAGUUUGGUCGACUGUCCAAAGAGCAACAUCCUGUUCUCCGGACCAGAAUCCUGCUGUCCCGUUUGUGCACAGCCUCUCACCAACUGUACAAACACACUGAUUGGGAACGAGGUGCUCGCAACAGACGACCCUUGUUUCACCUGCCAGUGUAAGGACCUGACAUGGACCUGCUUGCAGCAAGCUUGCCCGCUGCUCACCUGCCCUGUCAAUGAGCAGGUAACUCUCCCAGAUUCCUGCUGCCCUGUGUGCAAAGAUUGUGUGAUUGAGAGUCAGAAUAAGCGCGUGACCAGCGGUAGCAGCUGGACCGACAGCGAUGAUGACUGUGUCACCUGUACUUGUAACUUGGGCCACGUCGAGUGCAGCAUCGAGGAGUGCUUACCUGUGGUUUGUGUGAAUGGUCAGAAACAAGUGAAGACGCCUGGAAGAUGUUGUUACGAGUGCCGAGGGGAGUCGUGUUUGUACCAGGGGACCGAGUAUCAUUCAGAUGAACAAUGGGAGGUGGACGAGUGUACCAGCUGUACGUGUGUGUCAGGAGACGUACGCUGUAGAAGUGAACGCUGCCCUCCUCUCACCUGUGCAGCAGACGAGAGUCCAGCUGUCAUCCCUGGUCUAUGUUGUCCCCACUGCCUUCCUCGUCCGGCGACCUGCAUCACCUUCGGUGACCCUCAUUACCGUACCUUCGAUGGCCGCAUGUUGCACUUCCAGGGAACGUGCACAUACAUUCUGACGCAGGACUGUGAAGGUGGAGACUUCAGUGUUCAUGUCACAAACGAUAACCGUGGAAGAAAAGGGGUGUCCUGGACUAAAGAGGUGGUGGUGUUUUUAGGAAAUGUCACCGUGAAUCUUCUCCAAGACUGGGUUUUGAAGGUAAAUGAAGAAGUUGUGACUUUGCCUUUCCUCUACGAGCCGUACGUCUAUAUAGAGCAGCAAACCAACACUGUCCUCCUCAACACAAACAUCGGACUGAAGGUGCUGUGGAGUCCUCGCUCCCACCUGGAAGUGAGCGUGCCAGGCUCGUACAAGAGUCAAACCUGCGGACUUUGCGGAAACUUCAACGGCUAUCACCAGGAUGAUCUCCAAAUGCCUGAUGGCCGGCUUGCCCAAUCAGAGUCUGAGUUUGGGAACGGCUGGAGAGUGACAAGUGGACAUCACUCCCUCUCUUCCUGUCAUCCUGGAGAAGAUGUUGAUCCGUGUAAGAGUGCGGGAUACCAGGCCAGGAAGGGGGCGAACGCUCGUUGUCAGGUCCUGAAAUCCUCCGUCUUUGAGCCGUGCCAUCGGGUCUUGCCUCCUGAGGUGUGGUACGGCGCCUGCGUGUAUGACCUCUGUGCGUGUGGAGCAAAUUCUGAUGAAUGUCUGUGUGAUGCACUGGAGGCUUACGCCAGCCAGUGCAGAGAGGCUGGAGUCGUCCUUCAGUGGAGAAGUGCAUCCCUCUGUGCUGUGGGCUGUCCUGUGGAGAGGGGCUUUGUGUUUGACGAGUGCGGCCCACCUUGUCCUGUCACCUGCUUUAACGCUGACACUCCACUGGGGGUGAUAGAGAGUCACUGCUUCAAGCCCUGUGUCCCAGGCUGUCAGUGUCCUGCUGGUCUAGUCCUGCACAACAGCUACUGCAUAAAGCCAGAAAAGUGCCCAAAAAUUAUCUACGGCAACCAUUUAUGAUUCUCGUCCUGCACAAACAAUAAUGUAUUCUCACGUGUAUCAGAACUGGAUCCACCUCAAGGAUGUUACACACAGACGGAAGAGUAAGACAUAUAGUAGCACUGAGUCUUUAUACCUCACAGGUUGUUUUUUUCACACAUUUAUCACAAACUGGAUCAGAAUUAUUAAAGAUAACAUAAAACUUUGUUUGUUUGUUUUUUGUGCAGAUACUAAAAAAUGUGCAAUGUUUUGGCUCUACAUGUGAUAAACAUAAUCUCAAGUUCCCUCAGUUUCUCAUUUCUGUAAUAAACAGAAGUUUAAAUGA
Messenger RNA from Nothobranchius furzeri (turquoise killifish), 7274 nucleotides. RefSeq names its product kielin cysteine rich BMP regulator (gene kcp). Gene Ontology annotation, molecular function: protein binding. The record is from RefSeq and is a predicted model, not a curated record. Lineage: Eukaryota; Metazoa; Chordata; Actinopteri; Cyprinodontiformes; Nothobranchiidae. Gene Ontology annotation, biological process: positive regulation of BMP signaling pathway. Gene Ontology annotation, cellular component: extracellular region.